Molecule: messenger RNA, 1035 nt
Organism: Galleria mellonella (greater wax moth)
Lineage: Eukaryota; Metazoa; Arthropoda; Insecta; Lepidoptera; Pyralidae
Gene: brk
Exons: 1
Coding region: 88-765 (225 amino acids)
Molecular function (GO): sequence-specific DNA binding
Source: RefSeq, a predicted model, not a curated record
CGCGCCGCCAACAUCCUCACCGCACCGAACGAGCAAGCAGUCAGUUCGGCGCCGUCAGCCGUCACGCAUACACGUUAUUAUUGAGAAAUGGCAGCGGCCCAUACACAUUCUGCCCCUGCGCCCUCAGACCGUCGUCCAGAAGGCCGUGCUGGUUCUCGACGAAUAUUUCCACCACAAUUUAAGCUACAAGUUCUUGAAGCAUAUAGACGUGAUACUCAAUGUCGAGGUAAUCAACGUGCUACAGCCAGGAAGUUUGGCAUUCAUCGUCGCCAAAUUCAAAAGUGGCUUCAAGCUGAACCUACAUUGAGAGCAGCACUUUUAAGAAGAGCCCCUCAGCCAGCACCCUCGCCUCCUCCGUACACAGCUGGUUCACCAGAGAGUGCCAGAUUGCCGUCUCCACCGCCUGCUUCGCUGCCCACAUCAGUGACAGUGCCCACGCCGCUACCGGCGGCUAUGCCUUUACCACUGCCUCCAGUUAUUGCCGAGCCGAUUGACUUGUCGAUACGUCGACCAUCUCCACCUCCAACACAACCUGUGUGUCCACCUGUGCCAGAACCACCACGCAAGCCUUUUAAGUUGUUCCGGCCAUAUCUCCUUGGAGAAGAAGAAGAAGAAAGACCACCAGUAGCAUCAUUACCAGUGUCAAGCGGUGUACAUGUGUCUGCAUUCGUGCCAGUGCAGAGUGCGACCGGAUGCGCGUUGACCGCAUGUUCAGCACCACGCUGGUGUGCGGCCAUGCCCUCAUUUCCGGCUCCACUCAGAUGAGAAUAUGCCGACGGGGCUCAGCCUCGAACCUCCUGUGAUCUAGUCGCCGACGCCCGCCUGGCGCCGCCUGGGGCGUAGCCCUCCAUCAUCGUGCCUUAACAUACACGCCGCCAUAGUGCAUUAUGCCGUCAUCUUGAGAUGAUAGCUUAUUUUUGUGUAUAAAUAUAAAAAUGUAUUUUUAUAUGUGGGGUUUAUGAAGCUUUCCCACAUUUAUGCAGAUUGAUUAUUAAGAUUAAUACUAUUUUAUCUAAUAAAAGAAUUGUUUAUUAA